This is a messenger RNA of Darwinula stevensoni, 1992 nucleotides long. Lineage: Eukaryota; Metazoa; Arthropoda; Ostracoda; Podocopida; Darwinulidae. The record is from the annotation of a GenBank genome assembly.
AACGCACUCUGGGUGGAGUUGCUCCGUUUCACCUGGAUUUAAUCAAUUUUUCAUUUCAAUUACUCUAAGCGUACAACUCGAUACUCAAUAAAUCCAGAAAGCGCGAUUCUGAGAAGUCAAUGGCGGGCGAUACUGGGGACUUCGAAGACCAGAAGAGGCUCAGGCGAUUGAACAUUUGUAUGGUAUCUGACUUCUUCUAUCCCAAUAUUGGUGGAGUGGAGGCUCAUAUAUAUCAAUUGAGUCAAUGCUUGAUUGAUCGAGGACACAGAGUUAUUGUUGUUACACAUUCCUAUGGGAACAGGAAGGGGAUUCGUCACAUGACCAAUGGACUCAAGGUCUAUUACCUACCAAUCCCAACUUUCUACAACCAAUGCGUUCUGCCUACAAUUCUCACAACAUUGCCAUUGAUGAGGUGCAUCUUCAUCAGGGAAAGGAUAGAUGUGGUCCAUGGUCAUUCUGCCUUUUCUACACUGGCCCACGAGGCCAUGUUGCAUGCAUCAUACAUGGGCAUCAAGACAGUUUUCACAGACCAUUCUCUGUUUGGCUUUGCGGAUGCAUCAGCCAUUGUGACAAACAAUUUCCUUUGCAUCUCCCUCGUCAAUGUGGACCACUGCAUUUGUGUCUCUCACACUGGGAAAGAGAACACAGUGCUUCGUGCCAGAGUCAGAUCCAGUCAUGUUUCAGUGAUUCCAAAUGCAGUUGACACCAGCAUAUUCAAGCCAGAUCCAUCACAGAGAAACCCCAACAAAAUCACCAUUGUCACAAUGUCUCGAUUGGUGUAUCGGAAAGGAAUUGAUCUUCUGGCAGAUGUCAUUCCUCCAAUAUGUGAAGCAUUCCCUCAGGUUGAGUUCCUUGUUGGUGGAGAUGGACCAAAACGGCUGCUUCUUGAGGAAUUGAGAGAAAAGUAUGCAUUGCAAGAAAGAGUCACUCUACUGGGUUCAGUUGACCACUGUCAAGUAAGGGAUCUUCUCAUCAAAGGACACAUCUUUCUCAAUACAUCACUCACAGAAGCAUUCUGUGUUGCCAUUUUGGAAGCCACUGCUUGUGGCUUGCAGGUUGUGACAACAUGCGUAGGAGGAAUUCCUGAAGUCCUGCCUCCUCAUCUGAUCACUCUAGCUCAGCCCAACUCCAAAGCUUUGAUAGAUGCCUUGAAGACUGUGAUAGAGAGGGUAGAGGGAGGAGAAACUCUGAAUGAAUGGGAGAUGCAUCGUCAAGUAAAGUCCAUGUACCAAUGGACAGACAUAGCUGAACGAACUGAAAAGGUUUAUUUUGCCAUCAUUAGUGACAGCCACCCUCAAAUGACCCUCAAACAAAGGCUGAGCAGAUGCCUGAAAGUUGGACCCUAUGCAGGGAAAUUUUAUUUAUUGGUCAUCCUCCUUGCUCAGGUCAUCUGUCGCCUAUUGGAAGUCUUUGCUCCUCCUAGUUCCAUAGAUAUUGUUCCGCAUGUUGGAGAGCCACCUUGAGGGUGAUGAGAUCUUUCUCCUAUGAAUAGAUCAAACAUGGCGACAAGUACUCUUGCAGGAGUGGUCAUGCAACAUCACCAAACUAUGGACACCAUCCUUUAUCAGUAAGGAGAUGAUGACUGGCUUCACGGCAGUUGACAUUUCUGUUUCAAGUGCACCCAGAGACAGGCCAAGUGAACCACCAUUUAUGAGAGUACUGGGUUAGAGACUUAAAAUGAAUUUCAGUAGAGUAUAAGGCCUGAAAGAUCAUGAAGUGACUAAAAAGGAACCAGAAAUGAUCUGCUGAAAUUAUUAUUCUGAAUGAAUAAUUCAUACACAAGCUAGGAUAGUUUCACAAUCAAAUUAAUCCUCUCAUUUGCUCAAUACUGAAACCAGAUAACUCUUUUCUUCGAAAUAGUAGUUUCAUGGUCGCCAACAAUAAUGGGGUGACAAAGCAACAAGUGCUGAAGUUAUACGCUUGUCUGGACGUGCAGAAUCUCAAGCAAUCCCUUUCAUCUGAUCUGUAUGAUUUACCUCAAUAAAACGAGAG